AUGGCCACCAACUUCGAAGACAUUGCUAAGCAAUUUAUUGAAUUCUACUACAACACCUUCGACACCGACCGCAAAGGCCUGGCUUCUCUCUACCGUGAAAACUCCAUGCUCACUUUUGAGUCAGCCUCUUCCCUCGGAGCCAACAGCAUCGUCGAGAAGCUUGCCGGUCUUCCCUUCCAAAAAGUCAAGCACCAGGUUUCGACCCUCGAUGCCCAGCCCUCCAACAGUGAUGGAGGCAUCAUCAUUCUUGUCACUGGACAGCUCCUGGUCGAUGAGGAGCAGCGCCCCAUGAACUACACCCAGUCCUUCCAGCUUAGCCGCGACACCAGCGGCCAGUACUACGUCUAUAACGACAUCUUCAAGCUGGUUUACGGUUAA
Messenger RNA from Metarhizium robertsii ARSEF 23, 378 nucleotides. RefSeq names its product nuclear transport factor 2. The record is from RefSeq and is a predicted model, not a curated record. Gene Ontology annotation, biological process: protein import into nucleus. Bases 1 to 378 code for a protein of 125 amino acids. NCBI's taxonomy places the organism in Eukaryota, Fungi, Ascomycota, Sordariomycetes, Hypocreales, Clavicipitaceae. The transcript is spliced from 6 exons. Gene Ontology annotation, cellular component: nuclear pore central transport channel.